AGUUCUAGUAUUAUUAUUAUUCCUUCAUAGCCUUGUUUGACAUAUCCAUUACUUUGUUCUUCUUCUUCCUAGCCUCCCAUGUCCACCAGUUUUCUUGGAUCACCAUGCCUUGUCAAAAAUGGAAAAAAUAUACAAACAAUUUUUCCAUGUAACAACAAUAAGCCAAUGAAUUUCACCAUUAAAUCUUGUAUAAACUUAUCAAGAACCAAGAAUCCUAAUCCAAACAAGCCUCAAAUUGAUGAUCAUGUAUACAACUAUGCAAAAUAUUGCACACCCAAGUUUGAAAAGGACCUAAAUAUCACCAAGAAUGGUGGGGUUUUUGAAGAUAUUGAAAAAAGGGGUGUUCUUGAUUUAUGGCUAGAAAUGCAAAAAGAGGCUAUUUUUGACAUAGAACAAGAACCCCUUUUGGAAAAUUACUAUAAAGAUUCAAUCUUGAUUCAAGAUUGUAUAGAAAGUGCUUUGUCAUAUCACUUGUCAAUGAAGUUGGGAAAUUCUAGUUUGACAAGUGAGGGUCUAUAUGAGGUUUUCAUGGGGGUGUUCAUAGAGGAUCAAGAAUUGGUUUUUGAUGUUGUUGAUGAUUUAAGAGCUGUUAAAGAAAGGGACCCUGCUUGUAUUAGUUAUGUACAUUGUUUCUUGAAUUUCAAAGGCUUUUUAGCAUGUCAAGCACAUAGGAUAGCACAUAGGUUAUGGUGUAAAGGUAGAAAGAUUCUAGCUUUAGUGAUACAAAAUAGAGUAUGUGAAGUAUUUGCUGUUGAUAUUCAUCCUGGUGCUAAGAUUGGUUGUGGGCUUUUACUUGAUCAUGCUACUGGUGUUGUUGUUGGUGAAACAGCUGUUAUUGGUAACAAUGUGUCAAUCUUGCAUAAUGUUACAUUAGGUGGUACUGGUAAAAUGUGUGGUGACAGACAUCCUAAGAUUGGUGAUGGUGUGUUGAUUGGUGCUGGCACUUGUGUUCUUGGAAAUGUGAGGAUUGAAGAUGGUGCUAAGGUUGGUGCUGGUUCUGUUGUGUUGAUGGAAGUGCCUGCUAGGACUACUGCUGUUGGAAAUCCAGCUAGAUUGAUUGGUGGUAAAGAAAAUCCUAUUAAACUUGACAAGAUUCCUAGUUUGACAAUGGACCAUACUUCACAUAUGUCUGAUUGGUCUGAUUAUGUAAUCUAGACAUUAGAAUCGUUGUGUACGGACUUAGAUAUCAAAUAUAAUGUUCUUUUGUCCUC
Molecule: messenger RNA, 1211 nt
Organism: Capsicum annuum
Lineage: Eukaryota; Viridiplantae; Streptophyta; Magnoliopsida; Solanales; Solanaceae
Product: serine acetyltransferase 1, chloroplastic
Exons: 1
Coding region: 79-1155 (358 amino acids)
Cellular component (GO): cytoplasm; cytosol
Molecular function (GO): L-serine O-acetyltransferase activity
Source: RefSeq, a predicted model, not a curated record